AUGGCUUCUGAACAUUCAGUGUUAGUUGACGAUUUUAAGUCGAGGUUUUUUGAGAUAUUUGCAAAGUCUGCAGAAUUUGUUGUGAGAUGUCCUGGCCGAGUAAAUCUGAUUGGUAAGACUCCUGCAAGCUCAAUAAUGUCCGAAUAAUUAAAGGGGAACACAUAGAUUACAAUGGCUACGGCGUCCUGCCUAUGGCUAUUGAGCAGAGUAUAUACGUGGUGUUUGCCCGGAAUGAUAGUAAUAUUAUCAGAUUCCGGAAUUCGGCGGAAAAGUUUGUGUAAGCUAUAAAUUAGGAGUAAUUUAGAAUUUUAAAAUAGAUCUUUUGACUGGACAAUAGAUGAAACCUGGCCAGGCGCAAAAAUUCCCAAAUGGUAUGAAUAUUUUCUUUCUGGAUGGAAGGGUGCCAUUGAUUGGUUGUCUUCCAACAAUAAACAGCACUCCGUUUCUGGAAUCGAUCUUUAUAUUCAUGGGGAUAUCCCCCCAGCGGCUGGGCUUAGCAGUUCCUCGGCUAUGGUUUGUGCAGCUGUGUUGAGCACAUGGACUCUGUAUACGAGCAAAAUCUUUGACGGAUAUGAUAAGGUGAGAUUAAUAUUCAAGUUAUUAAUGAACAGAGGGAUGUUGUUGAGGUGGCGACGGAAUCAGAGAGACUGGUGGGACUAGAAGGUGGGGGAAUGGAUCAAGCAGCGGUGGUCUUGGCCGAUGAAGGGACCGCUCUUCACAUCGACUUUGAUCCCCUUGUUAUUCGCAAGGUUGAGCUUCCUUUAGAUGCCCUUUUUUGUGUUUUGCAUUCUGGAGUGGAUUCCAACAAAGCCGCCAGUUCUUAUUAUAAUGAACGUGUGGUUGAAUGUCGGGUGGCUGCACAGGUAUGCGCAACUUUGUCUUCUUCAUUAAUUCUUUAGUUGUUAACAUUGGCUUCGAAGCCUUCGUUUGAAGAUUAUCGCAAAAUCAGAAGGCUUCGUGAUUAUCAAACGGAGACCAAAUUUAGUUUGGAAAAGUGCAGCCAAGAAGCCAAGGUUCAGCUCCAUGAAGGAAAUUACUCAAGAGAAGAGUUGUUGCAGAUUCUGGAUACCACAGAUUCCGAUUUUCGUAAAAACUCGCUGAACUUGGCUACUGUAACUAGUAAGGAAUCGCUUUCGGCCUGACAUUUACACGUUUAGAAACUGAAUUCCAACCGUUAAAACGGGCAGUACAUGUGUUCGAUGAGGCUAAGAGAGUGGAUGACUUCGAGAAUGCCUGUCUGGAGAAGGAUCUCAUCCAAAUGGGGGCACUAAUGAACAAAAGUCACUUCAGUUGUAAAGAUUUAUAUGAAUGCAGUUGUCCAGAAAUGGACGAAUUAACAGAGAAAUGUCGAGAAAGUGGAUGUAAAGGAGCCCGACUUACUGGAGCUGGAUGGGGAGGAUGUGCGGUGGCAUUGGUGGACAAAAGAGACAGGGAUAAGGUAGAGGCGAAGGUCAAUGUUCUCUUUUGGACUAAGCCAAGUGCCGGGAUCCAAGUAUUCAGAGCUUAG
Molecule: messenger RNA, 1507 nt
Organism: Bursaphelenchus xylophilus (pine wood nematode)
Lineage: Eukaryota; Metazoa; Nematoda; Chromadorea; Rhabditida; Aphelenchoididae
Source: the annotation of a GenBank genome assembly